AUGGCACCUUCAGUCCAGGCAGCUAUUCCUCCUGAUGGAAUCUGGCGAAGAGGGAAGAAGUACUAUUCGGUGUGUGAUGUUAUUUUCGAGAUCGACGCCAAGUAUGAUCCCAUCAAGCCUCUGGGGGCGGGAGCAUAUGGAGUGGUCUGCUCCGCGCAUGAUGAGGAGACGAAAAAGAAGGUCGCCAUCAAGAAGAUCUCCAACGUGUUUGAAGACCAGACCACUGCUGUUAGGACUCUGAGGGAGAUGAUGAUUCUCCGGCAAAUCAAGCACUUCAACGUGAUCCCCCUCAAGGAUGUGAUGCUGCCAGCCCCGAAGGCGCAGUUUAAGGAUGUUUAUUUGGUCUUCGAGCUCAUGGACACUGACCUGGAUCGUGUUAUCGAGUCUGGUUUGCCGCUAUCUGCCAACCACGUCAAGUACUUUCUCUUUCAGAUACUGUGCGGCCUCCGCCACAUUCACUCAGCCAACAUACUCCACCAAGACCUGAAGCCCAGCAACAUCCUCGUCAACGCUGAUGGUCAUCUGAAGAUUGGCGAUUUUGGACUUGCUAGAACGACAGCCCAAGAUGACUCCCAGGUCAUGACAGGAUAUGUCGCCACUCGAUGGUACCGUGCACCCGAGGUCCUCCUCGUCUCCCUCAACUAUGGGCAACCUAUUGACGUAUGGUCCACCGGGUGUAUCUUUGCUGAAAUUCUUGGGAGAAAGCCCAUCUUUCCCGGCACCAGCAGCCUCAACCAGUUGCAGCACAUAAUAAACGUGCUAGGGACCCCGAAGCAAGCUGAUCUUGAGUUCAUCCAAAAUAAGAAGGCCAGAAAUUACAUCCAAUCCUUGCCUUACUCUAGUGGAACCCCACUGUCGAAUCUCUUCCCCCAGGCAGAUUCUCUGGGAUUAGACUUGCUUGAGAAGAUGCUUGCAUUCAACCCAAAGAAGAGGAUCACUGCUUCUCAAGCGCUCAAGCACCCUUACCUGGCAGACGUUUACAUUGCAGAUUUCGACUCUCCAGCGCAAUUCCAAGUGAAGCUGGACGUGGACGAGGAUUCAAAAUUUAAUGAGAUGAGGAAACUGAUGUGGGAUGAGAUGCUCUACAGCCAUCCCGAACUCGCUUUAUGCCGAAAUCAAGUUCUGGAAGUUGCUAUUGUUGAAGGUGGUGGGGCUCAUGUUGUACGAGGAGAAGGUGUUGUUGUCCCUGCCUCAGCUCAGGCAGCCCGGAUGGAAUUGGUCAGAGUAGGACUGGUCAAGGGUGAAAUCGUGCUUGCUGUUCCCCGACUGAUUGUACAGCUCCACUUGAAGCUUGUUCACGCAUGCUAG
Messenger RNA from Punica granatum (pomegranate), 1308 nucleotides. The record is from RefSeq and is a predicted model, not a curated record. Lineage: Eukaryota; Viridiplantae; Streptophyta; Magnoliopsida; Myrtales; Lythraceae.